AUGAAAGAUAAUACCAAUAACAAUAACAACAACUCCAAUAAAAAAGAUUAUGAAUACGAACAUUUAACUAGCACCCCCAUCGUCAUACAGAAACCAAUCGAUGAUAGAUUACAACCUUCCCUACAACACUCCUACAAGCCUUACUUAUCAGGUUUCGAACAUUAUAAACAACAGUAUCAAUUAUCUAUAGAUGAUCCAGAAUCCUUCUUCGGUACCCAUGCUCGUAACCAUUUGGACUGGUCCAUUCCUUUCAACAAGGUAUUCAUCCCAGAUGAGAACGGUAAACCAAAUUUCGUCAACAACAAUUGGUUUGUCAAUGGUCAAUUGAACGCUUCCUAUAACUGUGUAGACAGACACGCUUUAUCCCACCCAAAUAAAAUUGCCUUGAUUUAUGAAAGCGAUGAACCUGGUAAAGGCUACUCUUUAACUUAUAACCAACUGUUGGUUCAAGUAUCUAAAGUCGCUCAAGUUUUAACUUACUCAAUGGACGUCAAAAAGGGCGAUAACGUCGCAGUUUAUAUGCCAAUGAUACCUGAAGCUAUCAUCACUUUGUUAGCAAUUGCAAGAGUCGGUGCCGUUCAUUCAGUGGUCUUUGCAGGUUUCUCCUCAAACUCUUUACGUGAUAGAAUUAACGACGCUAAUUGUAAAGCCGUUAUAACUACAGAUGAAUCUAUUAGAGGUGGAAAAAUCAUCGAAACCAAGAAAAUUGUAGAUGACGCUUUAAAGGAAACUCCAUGCGUCUCAAAUGUAUUGGUUUAUAAAAGAACAGAAAAUAAAAAUGUUAAUUACGUCCAAGGAAGAGAUUUAGACUGGGACGCCGAAUUGAAAAAAUACAAAAAUUAUUUCCCUUGUACUCCAGUUGAUAGUGAACAUCCGUUAUUCUUGUUAUACACUUCAGGCUCUACCGGAGCUCCAAAAGGUGUACAACAUUCAACUGCAGGUUACCUUUUAGGUGCUGCAUUGACAACCAAAUACACAUUUGAUGUCCACCCAGAAGAUAUAUUCUUCACAGCUGGUGAUAUCGGUUGGAUCACAGGUCAUACUUAUGUAGUUUAUGGUCCUCUAUUAAAUGGCUGUACCACUGUCAUUUUUGAAGGUACUCCUACUUAUCCAAAUUGUUCUCGUUACUGGGAUAUCAUCGACAAAUACAAAGUCACUCAAUUCUACGUCGCACCAACUGCCUUGAGAUUAUUGAAAAGAGCUGGCGAUUCAUAUAUUGAUGGCUAUAAUUUAUCUUCUUUACGUGCUUUGGGUUCAGUAGGUGAGCCUAUUGCUCCUGAAAUUUGGGAAUGGUACUCAGAAAAAAUAGGUAAGAAUGACAUUCCUAUUUGUGACACUUAUUGGCAAACUGAAUCUGGUUCUCAUCUAAUUACAACUUUUGCUGGUGGAGCCACUCCAAUGAAACCAGGUUCGGCUUCAUUCCCAUUCUUUGGUGUAGAACCUGUUUUACUAGAUGCAAACACAGGAAAAGAAAUCACCGAUCAAGACCACUGUGAAGGUGUAUUAGCAAUUAAAAGACCUUGGCCAUCUUUUGCAAGAACAAUUUGGAAAAACCAUGACAGAUACACAGACACUUAUUUGAAGCCUUAUCCAGGUUACUAUUUUACAGGAGAUGGUGCGGCUAGAGACAAAGAUGGGUACAUUUGGAUUUUAGGCCGUAUCGAUGAUGUUGUCAAUGUCUCUGGUCAUCGUUUAUCUACUGCAGAAAUAGAAUCUGCAAUUAUCGAGGAUGCAACAGUUGCAGAGUGUGCUGCCGUAGGCUUUGCUGAUGAUUUGACAGGUCAAGCUGUUGCUGCAUUUGUGGUUUUGAAAAAUAAAUCUAGUUGGUCUACUGCUUCAGAAGAAGAACUACAAGAGAUUAAAAAGCAUUUGAUAUUAACUGUUAGAAAAGAUAUUGGUCCUUUUGCUGCUCCUAAGUUGAUUGUAUUGGUUGAUGAUUUACCAAAGACAAGGUCAGGUAAGAUUAUGAGACGUAUCUUGAGAAAGAUCUUAGCUGGUGAAGCUGAUCAAUUAGGUGAUGUCUCAACUUUGUCAAAUCCAGGUAUUGUCAAACAUUUAAUCGAUUCUGUUAAGAUAUAG
This is a messenger RNA of Vanderwaltozyma polyspora DSM 70294, 2079 nucleotides long. It is a transcript of the gene ACS1, whose product is annotated as acetate--CoA ligase 1. The record is from RefSeq and is a predicted model, not a curated record. Gene Ontology annotation, molecular function: acetyl-CoA synthetase activity; AMP binding. Gene Ontology annotation, cellular component: cytosol. The transcript has a single exon. NCBI's taxonomy places the organism in Eukaryota, Fungi, Ascomycota, Saccharomycetes, Saccharomycetales, Saccharomycetaceae. Bases 1 to 2079 code for a protein of 692 amino acids.